This is a messenger RNA of Dreissena polymorpha, 4628 nucleotides long. RefSeq lists its product as uncharacterized. The coding region runs from base 132 to 1037 and encodes 301 amino acids. Lineage: Eukaryota; Metazoa; Mollusca; Bivalvia; Myida; Dreissenidae. The record is from RefSeq and is a predicted model, not a curated record. The transcript has 3 exons.
ACCUGUCCUUUCUUCCGGUAGGACAUACACAUGAAGAUGUGGAUGCAAGUUUUAAACAAAUUGCGGACAAACUUCGGAAGACGGAUGCCGAAAUAUUAGACGACUUAUUAAAAAUAUGCCCAAAGUCACAAAUGCUCACGAACAUUUUCAAUGUCAAGGAGUGGUUGAGGGAUGCUAUACAGGUUUCAGUUUUAGGGAUAAGUGAACCAUUGCACUACAGAUUUCUGAGAGUGGACAAUUGUAUUAAAGUUUCAUACAAAGGAUCACACAAAAGUGCAUGGACUGACUUUGAAUCGACAAUUUUAAAAUGUAUGCCAACUGGUAGACCUAACAUUGUUAAACCAAAUUAUGAAAACAUUGAAUUUGACAAAGUUUUAAAACAAAUAAGAGAACUUCAAGUUUUAUUUAAAAAUCAAUCGGCAGUUGAAAUCUGGGAUUCAUUUGUGUUCAGAAUAAAGCAAAAUGAGGAACAAAGAAAUCCAAUAUGGAUAUUAGAUACUUUACCCAGACAAACGGCAAAUCAAAACAAAUGCUCGUGCUGCAACAGUGAACAACGUCUUCCAGAGGAAAUUGAACGCCUUCUUGAAAAGGAUGCAAGAGAUCCAAAGUUGAAGCUGGUGAAAAAAAGAAAACAGCCAUUAGAAGAACGGUCUACCAAGAGUCAGCAGUCCAUUCUUAAUAAGGACAAACGCAAGGGUGGUAAGAAGAGGUUAACAGAACUGACCUCAAGGCAGCCGGUGGUUUAUUUUUUUACAAACUAUAGGAAAAGGAAAUCUACUGAAAUUAGACAAAUUAUUUUCAUUUUGUGUUUUGUUGGUGUUUUGGCUUUGUAUGGCUGCCUUUUGUUCUGUCUUUUUUGCAUUUCCUUUAUUGCAUACCAGAGCAUAAUUGUUAUUUUUUUUCUUCAAAACAAGUACAUGAUAGACAGGCUGCUGAAGGCCAUCAUGUUGGACGCUUUGAGAGGGCAUCUUCUUUAUUAUGCCACUAUUUCUAACAGUUUGUUAUGUGAACAUUUGAUGUUACCCUGUCAAAUUUGACAAUGAAAUAGUCCUGUUUUAAUCAGUAAUCCUCAUUUGCCAAGAGACUGAUUAUUUUAAACCAAUACUUUGCUAAUGCAUGCAAAACUUGCUCACAAGUAGUCACUUCCCACUAGGAUUAUCUAGAUUUUCGUUUUCGACUUCUUGAUUUCACCUAAAAUGUGGGUUUAAUCUUGUCCCUAGACUUGUUUGAUGAACAAUCCAUAAUUAUAACUUUAUACGCCCAAAGUGAGGCAUAUUCUUCUGUCCGUCUGUACCAUCGUGUUUCCAAACCAUAUCAUAGUGACAAAAUAAAACACAGUAAGAGGAAAUCAUAAUGGUGCGCGCAAGACCCAGAUCCCUAGCUAAGGGUCAAGGUCACACUUUCAAUAGUGCAUUUUAUCAAAUUGACUUACAAUGUGAUUUUGAGUCUUUAAGAAAUAAUACGCCAGAAAAUCAAAUUGACUUAAAAUGUAUUAGUGAUUUUUUUUAUAGAAAUUAUAAACCUGCUUAACAAAUUGACUUAAUGUAUGGUUUUUGUAUUUAUAAUUGUUUUUUUCGUAGAAAUCAUUGGUUGGCCGGCUUAUAAAAUUGACUUACAAGGUUAUUUUGCAUUUCUUGUUGUAAUGAUACGCUGGCUUAUCCAAUUGAUCACGUGAUUUUGAAGUUCUUGUAGAAAUGAUAUGUUGCCUUAUCAAAUUGACUUCAAAUGUGAUUAAAAGUUUUUAUAGUAAUGAUACGCCCGCUUAUCAAAUUAAUUUUCUUUUAGUGUAAAUUUUGAGUUUUGGUGUUGUAAUGAUUCCCUGGCUUUCUUUUUUACAUGUAAAUGGUCUUAAAAAAUUAUAAGCUAGCUUAUCAAAUUGACUUAAAUUGUGAUUGUAAGUUUCUUGUAGAAAUGAUAAGCUGGCUUAUCAAAUUGAUUUGCAAUGUCAUUUUAAGUUUUUUUGUAGUUACUGUAGUGAUACGUCGGCUUAUCAAAUUGACUUAAUAGAAGAUUGUGAGAUUUUUGUAGAAAUGAUACGUCGGCUUAUCAAAUUAUUUUUCUUUUUGUUAAAAUAGUCCAUGAGAAAUGAUACGCCAGCUUAACAAAUUGACUUGCAAAGUGAUUUUGAUUUUCUUGUUGUAAUGAAAUAGCAUAUCAAAUUAAUUUUCUUUUUGUGUAAAUAGUCCAUAAGAAAUGAAACGCCAGCUUAACAAAUUGACUUGCAAUGUGAUUUUGAGUUUCUUGUUGUAAUGAAAUAGAAUAUCAAAUUAAUUUUCUUUUUGUGUAAAUAGUCCAUAAGAAAUGAAACGCCAGCUUAAAAAAUUGACUUGCAAUGUGAUUUUGAGUUUCUUGGUGUAAUGAUAGAUCGGCUUAUCAAAUUAAUUUCCUUUUUGUGUAAAUAGUCCAUAAGAAAUGAUACGCCGGCUUAUCAAAUUGACUUGCGAUGUGAUUUUGAGUUUCUUGUUGUAAUGAUACUCCAGCUUAUCAAAUUGACUUACAAGUUGUUUUUUUGCGUUUCUUGUUGUUAUGAAAUGUUGGCUUUUCAAAUUAAUUUUCUUUUUGUGUAAAUAGUCCAUAAGGAAUGAUACGCCAGCUUAACAAAUUGAACUGCAAUGUGAUUUUGAGUUUCUUGUUGUAAUGAUACGCCGGCUUAUCAAAUUUAUGCAUAUUGUACAUAAGAAAUGAUACGCAGGCUUAUCAAAUUGACUAACAAUGUGACUUUUAGCUACUUGUUGUAAUGGUAAGCCAUCUUAUCAAAGUGAUUUUCCUAUUUAUUUUGUGUAUAUGGUACAUAAGAAAUGAUACGCCGGCUUAUCAAAUUGACUUACAAUCUGACUUUUAGUUACUUGUUGUAAUGGUAAGCCAUCUUAUAAAAUUGAUUUUCCUUUUUGUGAAUAUGGUACAUACGAAAUGAUACGCCGGCUUAUCAAAUUGAUUUGCUUUUUUAUGUGUAAAUGGAACAUAAGAAAUGAUACGUUGGCUUAUCAAAUUGAUUUGCUUUUUUAUGUGUAAAUGGAACAUAAGAAAUGAUACGCCGGCUUAUCAAAUUUAUUUUCCUUUUUGUGAAUAUGGAACAUACGAAAUGAUAUGCCGGCUUAUCAAAUUGACUUACAAUCUGACUUUUAGUUACUUGUUAUAAUGGUAAGCCAUCUUAUCAAAUUUAUUUUCCUUUUUGUGGAUAUGGUACAUAGGAAAUGAUACGCCGGCUUAUCAAAUUGAUUUGCUUUUUUAUGUGUAAAUGGAACAUAAGAAAUGAUACGCUGGCUUAUCAAAUUGAUUUUCCUUUUUGUGAAUAUGGUACAUACGAAAUGAUACGCCGGCUUAUCAUAUUGAUAUGCUUUUUUAUGUGUAAAUUGUACAUAAGAAAUGAUACGCGGGCUUAUCAAAAUGAUUUUCCUUUUUGUGAAUAUGGUACAUAAGAAAUGAUACGCGGGCUUAUCAAAUUGAUUUGCUUUUUUAUGUGUAAAUGGUACAUAAGAAAUGAUAUGCGGCUUAUCAAAUUGAUUUGCUUUUUUAUGUGUAAAUGGUACAUAAGAAAUGAUACGCUGGCUUAUCAAAUUUACGAACAAUGUGACUUUAUGUUUCUUGUAUUAAUGAUACGCCGGCUUAUCAAAUUGAAUUUCCUUUUUUGUGCAUAUUGUACAUAAGAAAUGAUACGCCGGCUUAUCAAAUUGACUAACAAUGUGACUUUUAGCUACUUGUUGUAAUGGUAAGCCAUCUUAUCAAAGUGAUUUUCCUUUUUAUUUAUUAUGUGUAUAUGGUACAUAAGAAAUGAUACGCCGGCUUAUCAAAUUGACUUACAAUCUGACUUUUAGUUACUUGUUGUAAUGGUAAGCCAUCUUAUCAAAUUGAUUUUCUUUUUGUGUAUGUGGUACAAAGGAAAUGAUACGCCGGCUUAUCAAAUUGAUUUGUUUUUUAUGUGUAAAAGGAACAUAAGAAAUGAUACGCUGGCUUAUCAAAUUUAUUUUCCUUUUUGUGAAUUUGUUACAUAGGAAAUGAUACGCCGGCUGAUCAAAUCGAUAUGCUUUUUUAUGUGUAAAUGGUACAUAAGAAAUGAUACGCAGGCUUAUCAAAAUGAUUUUCCUUUUUGUGAAUAUGGUACAUAAUCGCUACGGCGGCUUAUCAAAUUGGUUUGCUUCUUUAUGUGUAAAUGGUACAUUAGAAAUGAUACGCCGGCUUAUCAAAUUGAUUUGCUUUUUUAUGUUUUAAUGGUACAUAAGAAAUGAUACGCUGGCUUAUCAAAUUGACAUAAAAUGUGACUUUAAGUUUCUUGUAGUAAUGAUACACCGGCUUAUUUAUUGAUUUUCCUUUUUGUGGAUACGGUACAAAAGAAAUGGUACGCCGGCUAAUCAAAUUGACUUGCAAUGUGAUUUUAAGUUACUUGUUGUAAUGAUACGCCAGCUUAUCAAAUACAUUAAUUUGUCUUUUUGUGAAAAUAGUCCAAAAGAAAUGAUACGCCGGCUUAACAAAUGCAUUUUCUGUGUGUGAAAAUGGUCCAAAAGAAAUUAUACACUGGCCUUUCAAAUUGAUUUUUUAAUUGAUUUUUCAAUUUAUUUUUAAUAUUUUCUGUUUUGCCGGCUUAUCAAAUUGAUUUUGAAUUUAAUUGUGAUUGUUUUUAAGUUGAUACG